UGUGUAUAUUUAGACUACUAAACUGUGCUAAGUGAAAACAUGUUUCGUGUUCUAACAUGUUUCCUCCUCGCUGUCGUAUGUGCUGAACCCCCCAACAUUGUUAUCAUCGUUGCUGACGACUUGGGGUGGAACGACGUGAGUUUUCACGGCUCCAGUCAGAUUCCGACUCCGAACAUUGAUGCUCUCGCUUACGAUGGUUUGAUUCUCAAUCGUCACUACGCUCAGCCAUCCUGUUCUCCUUCUAGAGCCGCCCUACUCUCCGGUAGAUACCCGGCGUACACAGGAGUACAGAUGCCUUUUAAAGCAGGGACAACUUCAGCUUUACCGCUUCAUUUUACACUUUUACCCGAGUACUUAUCCAGACUGGGGUACCGAUCACACCUGGUUGGCAAAUGGCAUCUGGGGUGCCACAAGACUGAGUACCUUCCCUGUAGUCGCGGGUUCCAAUCUCACUUCGGCUUUUGGAACGGCUACCUUGGCUACUUUGACGGCAUCCAUCUAGACGGCGUUGGUGGAAUUGACUCUCGUCGGAACAAUGCUGGGGCUUGGGAAGAAUUUGUGGGUCGCUAUGCAACCGAUCUUUUUGCAGAGGAGGCAACAUCCAUCAUCAAGUCCCAUGACGUCACAGAUGGUCCUUUGUUCUUACAAGUUGCUCUUUCUGCGCCUCACACGGGCAACAAAGGUUCGGAGUUUGAAGUACGAAAUUUGGCGGAAAAUGAACGUCAACACUACUACAUCAAGGAUCUUCAUCGCAGACUAUAUGCAGGAAUGGUAAGAGGGAUGGAUGAUGCAGUCGGAGCUAUAGUCGAGGCUCUGGGUUCGCGUAACAUGCUCAACAACUCGAUCGUGUUGUUUACCUCCGACAAUGGAGCUCCAACUCUCGACCCUCGAUGGAACUACUCGAACUACGGCUCAAACUGGCCUCUUAGAGGGAUGAAGCUGUCUUGUCACGAGGGAGGAGUCCGUGUGGCGUCAGUCUUGUGGAGCCCCCUGGUGGCUGGAGGCAGAGUCUCUGAUCAGCUGAUACACAUGGUCGACUGGCUACCCACCUUGUACACAGCAGCUGGAGGAGCAGCUGAAGAUCUGGGGGAGAUGGAUGGUGUGAGUCAAUGGGAGACAUUAAGAGACGGAAAAUCAACGGCCAAACGUACAGAAAUACUGGUGGAACUCAACAACGUCAAUGGGAAUGAGGCACUUAUACAGUGGCCUUGGAAAAUAGUCAAAUAUGCUUCAAGUAAUCCUACAUUCAACAUUCAUGCAGGGGAAAGUGGAAAAGGGGCCGAAGUUCCGCCGUACUCUGUUGAAGAGGUUCUUAAAAGUACAGCUGCCAAAGCUAUAUCUCUACACAAAUCUACCAAUGAGAUCCUAGCCUUGAGAUCUUCAGCAACAAUAGACACAUUGUGUCCUCUGGUAUUGAACCACUCAACGCCACACCCAUGUGACCAACACUACUGUCUGUUCAACCUGGAAACCGACCCUUGUGAAACCCUAGAUCUGUCUGUAGCUCACUCCGACGUAGCACGUGAUCUAGUCAAAGCUCUAGAGGGGUACAGAGAAGGUUUGGUGCUUACCCCUCGUCCCAAUAGUGACCCAAGAGCAGACCCUAGACUGUGGGGUAACUACUGGUCUACAUGGGCAGACAGCUCGGCCAGCCUACCUCAGACAUCGGUCAUGCUUUUGGUCACUAGUUACCUGAUCUUGAGAUAAAACAGUGAAGAUAAUUGUUACAAGAUCAUUCUCGGACAUUCAACAAGUGUAUGAAUAUUUAAAUACUUCCGACACUAUUAGGGUGGUUUUAUGCAUGGUGACACAACAAUGGCUGGCAGUCACCAGGCUUCUUGGUUCAAUUGAGUUAAAUAGGAGCAUUUAUGUUUAACAGAGAAGGACGGGACGAAGUUACUUAACCCGUGUCCAGUCUACCUACAACCGCUGCCGUGCUGUGUCAUGAUAGCGCUAUCGUGUUAUUUCAUGUUUAAAUGUUUUGUGUUCCGUGUUUUGUUCUAUGUUUAAAUUAUUUGAUGUUUUUGAAAUAAAGCUUCGACGAUGUUGCAGUGCAACGAAACAUGUACCGUAAGCUUUGAACAACGUUAGUUGAAAUAAGACACAAUUUUGGACUACUGACGGAGGUAAGCCUAUAUAAGUCAUAAUUCGUAGUUCAGGGGCUAUCAGAAUGAAUAAUAAAAAAAGUCUUAUAAAAAUAAUUUAAACUAGUAUUUAUUUGUGUUUUAUAUAUUUUUACAAAAUUGUGAGUUAUAUAUAGUUUUGAAAUACAUAAAGUAACAACAAACAAUAGUUUAAUAUAGGUAAAAUACUAAAAUAUAACA
This is a messenger RNA of Macrosteles quadrilineatus (aster leafhopper), 2324 nucleotides long. Its product is annotated as arylsulfatase B-like. The coding region runs from base 40 to 1707 and encodes 555 amino acids. The record is from RefSeq and is a predicted model, not a curated record. The transcript is spliced from 11 exons. NCBI's taxonomy places the organism in Eukaryota, Metazoa, Arthropoda, Insecta, Hemiptera, Cicadellidae.